AGAACCUCUUGUUUGGAUCUUGAGAGUUUUGUUUUUCUAGCAUCACAACACUACACUGUACAGUCUAUCCCUCUCAUCCCGUCAUUGUCCAAGUUGGUGCAAUAGCAGACCUGUUCAAACCCAAACAAGAUAGCCACAAAGGGUUCUGAUUGGUCCAGUCACAUAUACUCCCUUCGGCGUCCCUCCCUUUCACCACGCACGAGGCACGUUGUGGUAUGUCUUGUUGAUGGUUAUAUGAGGGGUUCUUGAUCCUCCAAGUCACCUCCCAUCUUCAUCAUCCAUAAUGUCUUCUACCACAUCCUUCCCACCUUUACCCUCACCAGGACUCGAGCAGUCUGGGUGGUGGCCAUCAGAACGAGGUGCAAAAUCUCGAUUCAGAGCCUUCUUCAGCCGGACCAAGUCUCAAGAUAAGGUACCAAGACAGUAUGUCGAGACUUUCCCUCCUCACCCGAGUGUACAACCGCUUGAGCCCGCCGCCAAACGAUCACGAAGCACGACGUGGUCAAAGGGCCCCAAACAACCCCCCAGGAAUGUAACUUCGGAUCCACCUCCCUUGUUUCAUGCAUACACGCAAGCUAGAAUGCAUGAGAUUCUCGACAUUCCGUCAUCAUUCACAGAUGGCCUUUUUCGAAAUGGUCACACUCGGCGAAACAGCAUUUCGAGUGAGACACCGUCAAGAUCUAGCCUCGAGAACGCGUCUGAGGAGCCCAGCUUUAAGCAUAACCGAAACUGGUCAGGUGCCAGCACUUGCUCUCUGAGUCAGAGGUUGUUCAUCCUGACAACAUCGGGGUAUGUCCUGCAGUACACUGCCGACGGACUGAACGAUCGGCUGCCGGAGAAGAUCCUUGAACUCGGGCCUGGAUCUGUGGCCUUUGCCAGUGACGCCAUUCCUGGUAAACAUUGGGUUCUCCAGAUCUCUCGUGAUGGCCGCGCACACCACACUCACCAGGCCAACAAGGGUUCUUGGUCCAAGUGGUCUUUCAAGCAUCCCGAUAACAAGAAAGCCGUUGGUGAUCUCCUGCUCGUCUUCGAUGACGCCGCAUCCUUCAAGGACUGGCUUCAAGCCGUUCGCAAAGAGAUCGCAGACCUGGGUGGUCUGGAGUACCGUCCAGACUCUAGGCAAGAAGAUGCCAGGUCUGAGCGUCAGUCCCUCAAGGCCCAGAGAAGUCUACCAAGCUUGUCCCAAUCUACACCACACCUGCCAGUGUCUGCUCAACCACAAUCACCCACCUUGCUACCUCCAAUGACACGGUGGACCACUUCUCGCAACGUCUCGCGCUCAACCACGGAAUCGUCCAUUCACACCUUGAACGACCUCGACCGCCUUCGCAAGCCGUCCUUUUCCGACAAUCAAUCCGUUUCUACCACCCAUACUAGCUUCACUGGGUCCACCAUCUCCUACAGGGAUGAAUCCUUCUCCAGUGUGGACGACAAUCCUCUUCCUACUUAUCCUCCGACACGCUUGUCUACCCCUACUCAAGAUGAAGUGGGCGAGUUGUCAAUGUUCAUGGCCACUCCGAAGAAGACAAUUCAUAUUCCCAAGAGAAUAAUCCCACAGGAGAAUCAUCCUGACGUGAUCAGCCAUGACUUGUUUGUGCAGAGCAAUGAUUCCAGCAGCACAACAAUUGCGCACAAAUCGAGACCAAUCUCGACCGUCGCUCCUCUACCGGAGCCUGGUCACAUCAGGAAAAUCUCUGCCCGCUACCGAUACGAAGCGGCGCCUUUGCCUACACAACCGAACACCCCUACAUCUUCUCGCCCUUCGAGCAUCCGAAGCAGAAGCUCUUCAUAUACAUCCUUCACUCAGGACUCUUCACCUGGCGGCACUCGACCACGGACGGCAUCGUACAGCCUUUUCCCUAAGACGUCUUCGACCGAACCUUCUCAAAUUUAUGUGCCAAGCGGGAUGCCAUCUCCUCCUGCGACCACACCAGGAACUGCCUACGAGAGUAUGUGCACCUAUCCCUACUCCCAAGACGUCACCGAUGAAGAGAAAUCGAGGCCGUCAUCAAGAGUCAGCCGUACUACAUCCCGCCGAAACGGCAAGAUGCUUUCGGUCGACUCCAAAGCCGCACAGUCGACGACCACAGACCAACCGCAGCGCUCGCCCGCCGUGACCGACGCCCACGUGGAAACGUGCUUCGGCACACAAGCUCAUCCGUCUGCACCGCGUCGCAAACUCUCAGCUAAGGGCUCUAUGGGCGUGAUCACAACCACGACGCUCGAAGCAUCACCCCUACCUAAUGUGCCGACCUUGUCACAGCCUCCGCGUAAGGCACGCCAUGUCAAGGGCCAGAAGAGCAUGCCUGCCUUGCAUCGCAGUGUUACCAUGCUGCCCCUGGGUCCGCCUCCCACUGGCCCGCUUCCUGCACUACCGGUCGAAGCGACGAGCUGUCUGCCAUUGAAGAAGUUGAGCUGUAUGUCGAGCUCUGGCUCAGGUUCUCAGAAGAGGCCAAGGCCACCACCGAAACAUGCCAAGGCCGAAUCGUCGGAUGCGGUGUUCACUCUACGCAAGGUGCAGGACGUAUCUGCGGCGCCGAUGCCAACGCCAACACCUCUUGACCUGCUCAACAAGCCAUUACCUAUGCCAAAGCGCGAGGACAAGGUCGAGCCUGAGGAGCCAGCAAAGAUCGAGUCGGCGGCUCAUCAUACAAGGAAUAUGUCCUCCUUAUCCUCCGUCGGGAGCGUCAGACAUGUGACGGCGUGGCUCGCGAGUCCCAGGGUCGCCGAGUUUUCGGCCAAGUAUGGACUCGACGACAGCGACAAGGAGAAUGAGAACGGGAAAGAGAGUGAGCACAAGUUUUUGCAAGUCGCCCUGCCGGAUGGAUUGGGGUUUAGUGCCGAGUUUGAGGAGUUUAUUGCGCCUUGAAUGCCUUGAGGCUCACGCUACUGCUUCUCGUCGACUUUGGCUUAAGGAAUGAAUUUUAACGUUUGCAAUGAUCGAUGUUACACAUGCUGGAAAUGCAAUGAAUGGAAAUGGAAUGGAAUGACACGAAAAGGACCAACAGGAUUUUAUGACGGAUCAUGAUUAUUUUCCGAAAAGCACGGCGACUGCCUCGCUGUGGCUGUAUGAUGGAAUGAUACUGGGGACCUGCUACUGUCCAGGUCAGGGAGUUCUUUUGAUAUUUUACAUAUGAAUGGACAUGAGCAUUCACUCGA
Messenger RNA from Exophiala xenobiotica, 3159 nucleotides. RefSeq lists its product as uncharacterized. Lineage: Eukaryota; Fungi; Ascomycota; Eurotiomycetes; Chaetothyriales; Herpotrichiellaceae. The transcript has a single exon. The record is from RefSeq and is a predicted model, not a curated record. The coding region runs from base 284 to 2869 and encodes 861 amino acids.